CCAUCCAGCCUGGGGCUAGGCUUGGGAACCAUGGCUGCCGCUCUCCUCCUGAACGUGGAAGGGGUCAAGAAGACCAUCCUGCACGGGGGCACAGGGGAGCUCCCGGCCUUCAUCACCGGAUCCCGAGUGACCUUCCAUUUCCGUACCACAAAAUGCAACGAGGAGCUGACGGUGAUCGACGACAGCAAGCGGGUGGGCCAGCCCAUGCACAUCAUCAUUGGGAAUAUGUUCAAGCUUGAGGUUUGGGAAAUCCUGCUGACGUCCAUGCGGGUCAACGAGGUGGCCGAGUUCUGGUGUGACACCAUCCACACAGGGGUCUACCCCAUCCUGUCCCGGAGCCUGCGGCAGAUGGCUGAGGGUAAGGACCCCACAGCAUGGCAUGUGCACACGUGCGGGUUGGCCAACAUGUUCGCCUACCACACACUGGGCUACGAGGACCUGGAUGAGCUGCAGAAGGAGCCACAGCCAUUGAUGUUCACGAUCGAGCUGCUGCAGGUCGAGGCUCCGAGCGAGUACCAGAGGGAGACCUGGAACCUGAGCAAUGACGAGAAGAUGCAGGCGGUGCCCAUCCUCCAUGGAGAAGGAAACCGGCUCUUCAAGCUGGGCCGCUACGAGGAGGCUUCCACCAAGUACCAGGAGGCCAUCGUUUGUCUCAGGAACCUGCAGACCAAGGAGAAGCCCUGGGAGGUGCAGUGGCUGAAGCUGGAAAAGAUGACCAACACCCUGAUCCUCAACUACUGUCAGUGUCUGCUGAAGAGGGAGGAGCCCUACCUGGUGCUGGAGCACACCAGCGACAUCCUCCGGCACCACCCAGGCAUCGCCAAGGCCUACUACGUGCGGGCGCUUGCUCACGCUGAGGUGUGGAACGAGGCGGAGGCCAAGGCCGACUUGCAGAAGGUGCUGGAGCUGGAGCCCUCCAUGCGGAAGGCGGUGCGCAGGGAGCUGAUGCUGCUGGAGAGCCGCAUGGAGGAGAAGCGCGAGGAGGAGCGGCUGCUCUGCCGGAACAUGCUGGGCUAGUGCGGGGGCGGCCAGAGACCCCCCAACCUCCCCUGUCCACGCAAGCAGGUGACCCCCAGCGCUGACCUCAAUGCUCCACCUCCGUUAUCCACUCCCUCCCCACCCCUCCACGUCCCUCAUGUCCAGCUGCCUCGGGCGCAGGAGAUGGCCUGGCCAUUUCUGGUUUAACUGACCAGGAUUUUGGUGUCAUUUUCCGAAGUCUUAAAUUAUUUGCUAAAAUCCAUGAUGAAAAAAUCAACAGGGUAGAGAAUGUAGGGCUUAUAACUGAAAGGGUAGUUCCCAUGUUCAAUCCCAUUCCUUAGCCCGGAGGUAGCUGUUUCCAUUGACUCUUGUGAAUUCUUCUGGUAGUUUUCUGUCUCCAAAUAAUAUGUUUAAAUCACUGUUUCUCCAUGCAUCAGUUUUACUCCAUGUCUUGACUCCCUUAAAUGAAAAAUGAGGAUUUAAUGCUUUGACAUUUCCUCACCCCUUCUGCCCCCUCCUUCCAAUUUUAGAUUAUUUUUGGGUCUUGGCUUGGUUAUUUUUGUAACUUUAUAGCUCUGCCUAGAACUCUGGAAUCCCACUGACUUUAGGGGGUGUCUUGGCUGCUGUCCAUGUAAGAGACGGGCAGUGCUCUGAAGCUUCUCUGCACUUUCCUUCCCACCCUUUCCCCCCCGACUUCAGUCCUCUGAACCUUUGCCUUUCCAUCAUCUAGUUGUUAACACCCCUGCUCUGUUCUGUAACCAAA
Messenger RNA from Choloepus didactylus (southern two-toed sloth), 1741 nucleotides. RefSeq names its product aryl hydrocarbon receptor interacting protein like 1 (gene AIPL1). The coding region runs from base 31 to 1017 and encodes 328 amino acids. The record is from RefSeq and is a predicted model, not a curated record. Lineage: Eukaryota; Metazoa; Chordata; Mammalia; Pilosa; Megalonychidae. The transcript has 7 exons. Gene Ontology annotation, molecular function: protein binding; peptidyl-prolyl cis-trans isomerase activity.